GGAGGGGGGCAGACGAGGCGGCAACGAGCCUCCUCCUCGCGGCAGUGCAGCUUCAAGCGGGGCGGGGAAGGUGCGCGUUCAAAACCGAGGCGCAGAGAAAGAGCUGUGAAUUCCAUUACAAGAUUGGUUAUAAGUUACCAAAACGACCUGUCUUCACAAAUAUGGGUGGAAUCAUUUCCAGAUGGCGGCAGACAAAGUCUUCCACAAUAGAAGUAUUGGAAAAAAUAGAUAAGGAUAUCCAGGCGCUAGAAGAGUUUAGAGAGAAAAACCAGAGGCAGCAGAAGCUAUGGGUUGGAAGGUUUAUCCUCUAUUCAUCUGUUCUCUACCUUAUUAGCUGUCUAAUUAUCUAUUUGUGGUAUCUGCCUGAUGAGUGGACAGCAAGGUUCGUCAUGACUCUUCCACUGUUUGCAUUUCCACUGAUAAUUUGGUCCAUAAGAACACUCCUCAUUUUCUUCUUUUCUAAAAGAACAGAAAGAAACAAUGAAGCUUUAGAAGUUCUGAAAGCCGAGAAGAAAAAAAUACUUGAAGAAGUAAUGGAAAAAGAAACUUACAAGGCUGCUAAACUAAUCCUUGAAAGGUUUGAUCCCGAAGCCAAGAAGGCAAAGGAUGUUGAACCGCCAUCUGCUGGAGCAUCUGCAGUUCCAAGACCCGGCCAAGAACUUCGUCAUCGGACCCCAGUUCGAGGCAGCGUGUCUCCCCCGACCCCUGCUUCACCAAAACAGGGAUCUCCAAAAGGACCAAGCCCAGCGCCUCCAACUCCUGGCUUGCAGAGAGAGAUUUCGGCACCGGGCGGACCUCCUGAGAGAUCUAUUACAUCACCCUUGCAGCCAAAUGUGUUACCAAGACAUCCCGGGUCCCGUGCCACUUCAGUGCCUGGAAUGGGUCUUCAUCCUCCAGGACCUCCGUUGGCAAGACCUAUUCUUCCUCGAGAAAGGGGAGCAUUGGAUAGAGUUGUUGAAUACUUAGUUGGAGAUGGUCCACAGAACAGAUAUGCACUUAUAUGCCAACAGUGUUCCUCACAUAAUGGAAUGGCUUUGAAGGAGGAAUUUGAAUAUAUCGCAUUUAGGUGUGCCUACUGCUUUUUCCUGAAUCCUGCAAGAAAAACAAGACCUCAAGCUCCACGACUUCCAGAUUUCAGUGCCGAAAAGAAGCAGCCUACAGAGGCACAGAGCACGACUGAACCUCUGCAGUUGGGGGAAGAAAAGUUAGAAGAGAAUCAAAUGGCUGAAGACCCUUUAGAAGAAGCCACCCAACCUACUGAGACAAACCAGGAAGAUGACCAAGCUUUGACUAUUGAAGACCAAAGCCGUGACGUAGUUUCGGCAGUGGCUGAAGAGCAACCAGGAAGCGAAGCCAAAACUGCCACCCCAGACUCUGAGUUUGCUGUUCCAACUUCCCAACGACAGGAACCACUAGCAGAAGAAUAAAGUGCCUAAUUAUUUUUAGCUACGCUCUUUCAGCUGUUACUUUUUUGUCAGGUGGGCUGCUUUCAAAAGCUGCAGUGUCGCCACUCUCAUGAGCUCAGACUGCCACUGUAUGUUGAAGCUAAGUGUACUACGAGGUAUUUUGUUGCAAGUGUGGGGGCAAGUUAAAGCACUUCAAAAUGUGCCACUUAGCUGAAGUCUAACCCAAGCACAGGUAUCCUUCCUUUUUUUGUUUUGCCUACUUUCUAAAAAAACAACCUAAAAAUGCCUAAAUGGAGUAUUUUACAUACAAGUGAUUUAAUAUAUAGUAUUAUUUGGUUUUUGAACAAAGUGCUGUAAAUAACUAAAAGGAUGUGUAAUUCUUGGUUUAGUAAACUUAGGUUUUUUUGGGGGGGGGUAAUAUUUAGGUAUUGAAUGACUUUUGAGUAUCUAGAUGUUUACAGGACAAAGGGUGCUUAGGUAUUUAUCAUAAGCAGUACGAAAGUGUCAAUACAACUAAAACUUAGUCACUCCUUACCCUUUUUUGUUUUCCUUUGAGAGAAUGUAAGUUGUUAAAGGGUUGUCCAAAGUAUGAUAUAUCCUUUUGGAGCUAUAUGCACAGCAGAUGAGCUAACAGCAUGUGAAAUAGAAAGCUAGUUUGUGUUUACAUAAAGCGUAGGAAUAUCCGCACUUGACUGUACUUGAAUACUGCGCAUUAUUUAUACCUGUACAAUAAUGACUAUAAAAGUGAAUUUUGUGUAUUUUGUUAAAGGAAAAUAAAGACUGUAGCAUUA
Zootoca vivipara (common lizard) is the source of this 2197-nucleotide messenger RNA. RefSeq names its product lunapark, ER junction formation factor (gene LNPK). The record is from RefSeq and is a predicted model, not a curated record. Gene Ontology annotation, cellular component: endoplasmic reticulum tubular network. Lineage: Eukaryota; Metazoa; Chordata; Lepidosauria; Squamata; Lacertidae. Gene Ontology annotation, biological process: endoplasmic reticulum tubular network organization.